Messenger RNA from Magallana angulata, 1330 nucleotides. RefSeq lists its product as uncharacterized. The record is from RefSeq and is a predicted model, not a curated record. Lineage: Eukaryota; Metazoa; Mollusca; Bivalvia; Ostreida; Ostreidae. The transcript is spliced from 4 exons. Bases 308 to 1102 code for a protein of 264 amino acids.
AAGUAUUGUUUUCGGUUAUCAAAUAUUCAUACGCCUGCUGAACAGAAAUUAGUUUAUCUCAAAAUUGCCUCAUUGUCAUGAUUUAAAAAUAAAUAUCGUAUUGAGUCCAUGUUAUUACAGACACAUAAAACAUUCUCUUUGCAGGACUAAUGGAAUAAUUCCACUAUCACCAUAAUGAUAGGAAAUAGUCAAUGGUUUUGUGUCUCUUGUUUUCCAUAUUAUGAAUACACUUCAUAAUCUUAGACACAAUAUGCAAUCUUGAAAAUGGUAGGUUACCUAUGUAUAAUUUAUAGUCACUUUACUAUUUAUGACAAGAGUUCAACCUUUGUACUGCACAGGAAGCAAAAUGAAUUCUUGGACGGUUGUUGCCUACUGGCUUUAUGAAAUACUCACUAUAUCGCAUGGUAACCAGAUAAAUAACUUUGAUUAUAUUGAGUCUACCACUUUGAAGAAUACACUCCCAGUCUCUGGAACCUUGCCAGUAACUAAACGUAUUCCAAGGGUAUAUUGUGCCAACUUUUGUAUCCGAAGAAAAAAGUGUCAAAUGUUUUUCCAUGAAAAUAUUGGCAUGCACUGUUUACUCUACGACUUUUUGAUUUGGAAUGAAACCCCAACUAAAGUUUCUAAUGGAUUCCGUGCUUACAGGUUGUUAAAUGAUGGCAGGGCCAAAUGCCGAAACAACGAUGUUUGGAACAGGGGUGGCAACAUAUGCUUCAGACAAUACAACAGCAGUAGCAUGAUCACUAGUGGUGAAGCCAAGAACCGUUGUAAUGCUCUACAAUCUGAUCUUCUAAUCAUCGACACCAUGCAGAAAAAGAUGUUUUUCGAAAACUAUUACCGAGGAACUAAUUCAUUGCCUGCAUUGGUCGGUCUAUCAGACAAAUCGUUUGAAGGCAUUUGGAUUUGGGAUAACGGCGUACUCUUCAAUUAUUUCCACUGGGGACUGUUUGGGGUCGAAUUUAAUGGCGUUGACAUAACUCGUCCAGGUGUUUUCUGUUUGAAUGCUGACUGUGGGUGGAUAGGAGUCUACAAGGACAUCUUCAUGGUUUGGGACAAUUGUUGUUCGAAGACCUCACAUUGGAUAUGUUUUUACAGCCCAUGAACUUUUCGAAAAGAACUCUUUGCUCCAAGUUAUGGUGACUGAAUUAUUAAUAAAUUGUAAACACAAGUUAGUAUAUUACAAUUUUGUUAAUGUGUUUUUAUUAAACAUCAUAUCCUACUUGAACGAUUGCGUUGCAAAACAGAAAUAACGAUAAUUUUAAUAGCGUACACAUAUAAUUACUUUGCCAUUUCUACUGAAUCUAUCUAACGGAGGGAUUUUUAACUGUUU